Messenger RNA from Spinacia oleracea (spinach), 5897 nucleotides. Its product is annotated as probable polyamine transporter At1g31830. Gene Ontology annotation, biological process: transmembrane transport. The record is from RefSeq and is a predicted model, not a curated record. The transcript is spliced from 2 exons. Lineage: Eukaryota; Viridiplantae; Streptophyta; Magnoliopsida; Caryophyllales; Amaranthaceae. Gene Ontology annotation, molecular function: transmembrane transporter activity. The coding region runs from base 4156 to 5580 and encodes 474 amino acids. Gene Ontology annotation, cellular component: membrane.
CUUAAUUACUCAUUAACACUACAAGAAAUUGUACUAUUAACGACGGGAUUUCCCGUCGCGAAAGGCCAAUAAUCGUUGAUUAACGACGGGAUUUCCUGUCGCAAACCCGUCAUAAAAGGGGGUCGUCGUUAAUGAAAAUCUCGUCGUAAAUCCGUCGUAAACCCGUCGUAAAAGACAUUUGCGACGGUUAUUCCCGUCAUUGUUUGGUUGUUAGCCCCGUCGCAAAAGGCUUUUGCGACGAGAUUUUUGACCCGUCGUAAUUAGGUUGUCGUUAAAGAUACAAAUUCUUGUAAUGUAAGAAGCAUUUCGAUAAUUAUAUUUAUAAGGGUUAUAAAUUUAUAAUGUACUCCGUAACAGUAUGAUCACCAUGUUAGAAAACCUGACAUAAAUUACAUAAAAUUUAGUGAAUGUUAUGGAGUACUUUGUAGUUUACGACUUCAUAUAGUGUACAUACGAUGAAUGUAGAUUGCAGAAUACAUGCAUAUAUUCAUUUAUUUUUUUUAUGUAUAUACCAAAAAGAAUGUGCAUGAACUACUUCAUCCCCAAAAAACUUGCCAAUGUAAAGAUCACAAACAAUGCAUACAAUUUUCAUGAUUCUUGAUAAAUUUGAAUAAGCUAGAUAAGAAUGCAUAAAAUUUUAUAAUUCUUUAUAACAAAUUUUAUAUGUAUCUUGUUCAAAUGUGCAUUGUAUACCAAGAAAGAGCUUUUAGUUCAUCAACCCUAAUUGCACCUGGACCUGGUAAAUUUUCUUGUAUAAGUUAUUAUGUUCGAUAACCCAGAAUCUUUGAUUUCUCAUAAGGUGUCAGUGGACAGUGGCGUCUUAAAAGUAGCCCCGCAAGUAUUUCGUGUACCCUUUUCCAUGGCCGGUUGUUUUUGUUCAAACAUUAGUUGUUGAAUAUAAUGAAUAAUGAAGUAAUGAAACAGUUGAAUAUAAUGUAUUUGGUCGAGUUUUUAGCAAAGGGAGCCCACAAAAUGCACGCUUGUUGUUUAUAAGGGCAUAAGGCCGUCAUAAUCAAAAUUAUUUAUAGUAGUAUUCGCUGCAUGCAGAUCUUGAAUAGUUUUAUUAGGGGAAUUAAUAGAAAAAUCAAGCAAUAUAUCAGUAGUAUGUAAUUUAUAUGAUUAUACAUAAAUUUUAGGAGGGCGUAAUAGAAAAUACACUGCGAAAUUAUCUGCUCUGGGGUUAGGCUAACUUAAUCCAUAAGGAAUAUCCGCCGCUAUAUUUCACAACAAGUUAGUUUUGACAUAGUGGCUGAUCACUUUGUUUCCUCAAUCAGUUGGUUGGGAAUUCAAAUCUCAACAUUUAGAAAUGAAAAAGGAUCAUUGGCCAGCAAUAUACCUUUAAUUUGAGCACGCGUAGCAAGAGGGUUAGCAAUUGUUAUCAACGUUUCAUGUGCACCUUUAUACACUAACAAAAUAAUAAUCAAUACUUGGCAUUCAUUAAUUAUAAUGUGGAGAAAAAAAGGAACAUCUUUUAACAAAAUUAAGCCAUCUUUUUAGCUAAGCAUGGGAUGUGACUUCUUUUUAUCACUUUGUUAUCAUGAUUUUUACAUGAAUUUCAACUCAUAUAACACACGAGAAUUUCUUCCCUUUUUGUCAAAAUUUUGAUUAAUAGUGGGAUAUUAUUAGGAAGUAUGUGGGACCCCAAAAGGGAAAAACAACUCCAUCUAUUUUACGCAUGAUGCUAUUUAUUCUUUAGGCACACUAUCAUUAAUUCAUUUUAUCCUACUUUUGACACUAAAAGGGAUACUAAUUGCUAAAUCCCGACUUUCUCAUGCCUUUCAAGAAUUAACAACAUUCAAUAGAAAAAGGGAAAAAGUAAUUUGUUAACUCAUUGAACAACAAUAAAGCAAGAAACACGUCUUUUCUCUCCGUCCAAAAUUAGCCAGUCUCAAAACGUAUUUUUAGACCAAAGCCCGAAAAAUCUCAAUUUGGACCGAAAAACUUAAAAGGGAAUUUCGGUAUGGGGUUGGAUCAUCAGUCCAUGUGAUGACUCCCCUUACUAGUAAAGGGAUGCUAUGGGUACUGACGGGGAAAACGAAUCACCAUGAAACUAGUAUCCACUGGUAGCAGCUAAAGAAACCGCUGAGUUCUACGGUGGAUCCCACCGAUGCUCGCCCUUCUCAUUUGCCAAUGAACUGGAUCCGCUGCCCGCACCAAAUUUAUGGGGUUGGAUAUGAAUUUUGGUGUUAAAGCCUGGCCAAAUCAAUUCUUAUUGACUUGAUUCCUUUACCCGAAUUUACUCUCUUGUAAUCUGGUCCUAUAAGCCUGGCCCGACCUCUAAAUCUGGUCCUAUAAGUCAAUAAGUUCCAAUCAGACCUUAUAAGUUCCAUUACAAGUUCCAAUCAAGUCUUAUAAAUUUACUCUCUUAUAAUCAGGUCUGGUCAAUUCCAAUAUGUUUCAAAUAUGUCUUACCAGGUGAUUCAGGUUAAUCACGUUAUUAGUUCCAAUAAGUUCAGAUUUCAUCCAAUAAAGAGAACGCACCAUGGUCCACUUUCUAAAUUGCGCACCACAAGUGAUAAGAGUAUUAGUUUGGAAUGAUGCAAUGAUUUUCAAACUUGAUCUACACGCUUAAUAUAAACUUUUAGAAACGAAAUGAUCUAAAAUCUAAAAAGUGGUACAAUUAACAAUUUUGGUCCAAGAUUAGCGCGUUGGUUUGUGUUUGGUGUUGUACAUGUGGCCCAAUUGAGGCCCACAAAAGUUUCGAGAAAUAGUUUUAAGGCUGCAACUUUGUGAAACAUUUGAUGGACCAUGUAACCCAUUAUAUUGCCUACAUAAUUUUCAAUAUUUUAAUUAAAUUAAAAUCUCAUAUAUUGGUCUAAUUACGCAUGCUCAAAUCCCAACCCUACUCAUCUUCACCCUUCACUUUUCCACACGAGAUGAUCUUUAAGUAAUCAUCAAAGGAAGAAGAAUGCCACAAUUUGUGUUAAUUCUUUGGUUGCUUUGAUGUUACCAAAUCUAUAUAUUCUUCCCUUCUUUUGAGGUAUAAUGAUUGGAUGAUGCGACUUGUAUAUAAACGUAUAAACAAACAACUUUAUACAUACUCUGCAGUAUAUAAAAUGAGGCUUAUACUAUAUACUCCGUAUUAACUAACAUAAGUUGGUGGGGAACUCACCUUGUGACUUGGAGGUCACAAGGUUGAGCCCCAUCAACUGCGAAAUGUUUGGGAGUGAUUCAAGCGUUGACUUGCGUAGCUAGACUGGUUAACAUGUAUUUGUGUUUUCUAAACUGGCGAGUGCCCAAAACAUAAGAUUAGAUAUGCAAUUAUUCGUUUUCAGGGAUGAUUAUGUGUAACUUAUUCAAAGUUCGAUAAAGAUGAGCCUGAUUUACAUUUGUAGUAAGAUAUUUUUGCACUCGCACCAUUUUAUCUACAUCGAAAAAUUUGCACCCAUUUCUCAAUGAGAACUUCGUAUAGCCAAUAGGUGUCCAAAAAUAACCUUUUUAAAAUGAACUUUCAAAAAAGAUAUUAUAAAGAGUUAUAAUUAGGUGUUAUUCAAGAAAGAUACAUCAAAAUUGAUAUUAUAAAUUAGUAUUACAAAGUCACAAUCAAAGAUUAAUCACGAUAUAAUUUAUAAUAAGGUAGACAGAGUACGGAAUAGAUAAUUCGAUAAAUAGUUACCCUCAUUGCCUCAUACAAUCAUCCACGACAAUGUGAAGAAAUAAAAAUUCAUUUCAUUCCUUCAAUUCUUCUACAAAAUUAAAAUAAAAAAUAAAAAUAAAAAAUAAAAAAAACGUGAACAAAAUGAAGAAAGUGACGCCACAAGAACAAGAACAAGAAGAUGUACAGCUGCUCAAAUAGUCAAAUGUGGAGCAUGCGUCGAUAAUAACAACUUAUUUCGUCGUCUUCAUCUAUCAAUUCUUUAAUUAAAACUUUAAUUGAUUCUUUAAUUCCAUUCAUCUUGAUAAACGUGGAUGAUCGGGAGAAACACUCAUCUGUGAAGUGGGGUUUGUUUAAGUUACCAGCUUUUAAUUUUCCAGAUGGGAUCAAUAUUUCUUCCUCAUGGUUCGUAAUUUUACCCUUUUAUCUCUGCUUAAAGUUCCUUUUCUUUCUGUUCAAUAAUCUUCGCAAUCUACUGGAAAAAUUGAAAUUUGAGUCGUGAUUAUUGCAAUUAGAAACUUAGGCAUACAGGUAACAACAAUAGGCAAACUUCCAUUGAAAUGGGGGAUCACAAUGGAGUAAGAUAUUCUGGUAUUGAAGAAGGUUUACCUUCUUCACCUACAACUGAUAAAUCCAGAAAAAUUUCAUUACUUCCCCUUAUUUUCCUCAUCUUCUACGAGGUUUCCGGUGGUCCGUUUGGGGUAGAAGACAGUGUUGGGGCAGCAGGACCUCUAUUAGCUCUUGCCGGUUUCUUAGUUUUCCCCUUCAUAUGGAGUGUUCCCGAAGCUUUAAUCACUGCAGAAAUGGGAACAAUGUUUCCAGAAAAUGGAGGUUAUGUAGUUUGGGUUACUGCUGCAUUAGGUGAGUAUUGGGGUUUCCAACAAGGUUGGAUGAAAUGGCUUAGUGGUGUCAUUGAUAACGCGUUAUACCCCGUUUUGUUUCUCGAUUACUUCAAAUCAGUGGUUCCUUUGGUAGGUCAUGGUUAUCCAAGAACAAUAGCAGUGUUAGUUUUAACAGCAGGUCUCACUUUCUUGAACUAUAGAGGUAUGACUAUUGUUGGGAGAGCAGCUGUUCUUUUAGGGGUGGUUUCUAUUCUUCCUUUUAUAGUUAUGGGAUUGUUAUCAAUCCCGAGAAUUGAGCCUUCAAGAUGGUUAGUAGUUGAUCUUCAUAAUGUAAACUGGGGUUUGUAUUUAAACACUCUGUUCUGGAAUCUGAACUACUGGGAUUCAGUAAGUACACUUGCUGGUGAAGUAGAGAACCCAAAGAAAACACUUCCAAAGGCGUUGUCUUAUGCUUUAAUCUUUGUUGUUGCUGCUUAUUUCUUCCCACUUUUAGCCGGUACCGGUGCGAUCCCACUUGACCGUAGUCAAUGGUCUGACGGCUAUUUCGCUGAGGUGGCGAAAAUCAUCGGUGGAACGUGGCUAUGUUGGUGGGUCCAGGGUGCGGCUGCAAUGUCAAACAUGGGAAUGUUUGUUGCAGAAAUGAGCAGUGAUUCUUUCCAACUUUUGGGUAUGGCAGAACGAGGCAUGCUUCCCGAACUCUUUGCAAAGAGAUCACGGCAUGGAACACCACUAAUCGGAAUACUCUUCUCAGCUUCUGGUGUAAUUUUACUAUCUUGGUUGAGUUUCGAAGAGAUAAUUGCUGCUGAAAAUUUCUUGUAUUGUUUUGGAAUGAUCCUCGAAUUCAUAGCAUUUGUGGUGAUGCGUAUCAAGCAACCGAAUACACCCCGACCUCACAAAAUCCCGUUCGGGACAGUUGGAGCUGUACUGAUCUGUAUUCCUCCGACCAUUUUGAUCUGCGUGGUUUUGGCUCUUGCGUCCGUUAAAGUCAUGAUUGUGAGCCUCAUAGCUGUUUCGAUUGGUCUGGUGAUGCACCCUGCUCUUAAGUAUUGCGAGAAGAAAAGAUGGAUGAAAUUUUCAGUAAGUUCUAAUCUUCCUGAUUUAGAAACAGAAGUUCAUGAUAAUACUCAAUCCUUGGUUCAAUAGCAAGUUGCAAUGAAGAAGAAAAAGAAAGGCUAACCAUAUUCUUGAAUUUUUAAAGUUGGAUUUUAAGAAUACAGUGGUGUUUAUAGCCUUACAAAGGGUGUCAAUGUAUGUUGUAGCCUUAAUGUGUUUUUGCCUUGCUAUUUUAGCUUCUGAUCGUGACUGGGUUGCUGUGUAAAUCAUCUUGUUUUAAUACUUUAAUAGUGAUGAUUAGUAGGAAUUGCAAUUGGAAAUUCCUAAAUCAGGUUUAUAGCUUUCUUUCAGUAUUGAGUUGUAAGUUUUUCAGUCGUUUGGUAAAUUUCUUUCUGCCGUUUUCUUUA